Coregonus sp. 'balchen' is the source of this 15451-nucleotide messenger RNA. Lineage: Eukaryota; Metazoa; Chordata; Actinopteri; Salmoniformes; Salmonidae. The record is from the annotation of a GenBank genome assembly.
UGUAAAGACUUCUUCAGGGCCGGGCGGGGGAUUUAUGAAGACCUGUUUCGCAGACUGCCACUUUACUCCUCAGACUUCACAGAUGGUAGGCUGGGCCAAACUCCUUUGAUAAUCAGUUUUUUCUGUCAACACCUCAGUGGUGCGUCUCUCACUGCAUUAUUCUCUGAUAUUCAAUUAUUAUAUUUUAUAUAUAUAUAUAUACCUGUCAAAAGUUUGGACACCUACUCAUUCAAGGGUUUUUCUUUAUUUUUACUAUUUUCUACAUUGUAGAAUAAUAGUGAAGACAUCAAAACUAUGAAAUAACACAUAUGGAAUCAUGUAGUAACCAAAAAAGUGUUAAACAAAUCAAAAUAUAUUUUAUAUUUGAGAUUCUUCAAAUAGCCACCCUUUGCCUUGAUGACAGCUUUGCACACUCUUGGCAUUCUCUCAACCAGCUUCACCUGGAAUGCUUUUCCAACAGUCUUGAAGGAGUUCCCACAUAUGAUGAGCACUUGUUGGCUGCUUUUCCUUCACUCUGCCGUCCGACUCAUCCCAAACCAUCCCAAUUGGUUUGAGGUCGGGGGAUUGUGGAGGCCAGGUCAUCUGCUGCAGCACUCCAUCACUCUCCUUCUUGAUAAAAUAGCCCUUACACAGCCUGGAGGUGUGUUGGGUCAUUGUCCUGUUGAAAAACAAAUGCUAGUCCCACUAAGCCCAAACCAGAUGGGAUGGCGAAUCGCUGCAGAAUGCUGUUGUAGCCAUGCUGGUUAAGUGUGCCUUGAAUUCAAAAUAAAUCACAGACAGUGUCACCAGCAAAGCAACCCCACACCAUCACACCUACUCCUCCAUGCUUUACGGUGGGAAAUACACAUGCGGAGAUCAUCCGUUCACCUACACUGCGUCUCACAAAGACACAGCGGUUGGAACCAAAAAUCUCCAAAUUUGGACUCCAGACCAAAGGACAUAUUUCCACCGGUCUAAUGUCCAUUGCUCGUGUUUCUUGGCCCAAGCAGGUCUCUUCUUAUUAUUGGUGUCCUUUAGUAGUGGUUUCUUUGCAGCAAUUCGACCAUGAAGGACUGAUUCACGCAGUCUCCUCUGAACAGUUGAUGUUGAGAUGUGUCUGUUACUUGAACUCUGAAGCAUUUAUUUGGGUUGCAAUUUCUGAGGCUGGUAACUCUAAUGAACUUAUCCUCUGCAGCAACGGUAACUCUGGGUCUUCCAUGGUUUUUGCGACUGCACUUGAAGAAAAUUUUAGAGUUCUUGAAAUGUUCCAUGUUGACUGACCUUCAUGUCUUAAAGUAAUGAUGGACUGUCAUUUCUCUUUGCUUAUUUGAGCUGUUCUUGCCAUAAUAUGGACUUGGUAUUUUACCAAAUAGUGCAAUCUUCUAUAUACUCUACCUUGUCACAACACAACUGAUUGGCUCUAACGCAUUAAGAAGGAAUUCCACAAAUUAACUUUUAGGAAGGCACACCUGUUAAUUGAAAUGCAUUCCAGGUGACUACCUCAUGAAGCUGGUUGAGAGAAUGCCAAGAGUGUGCAAAGCUGUCAUCAAGGCAAAGGGUGGCUAUUUGAAGAAUCUCAGAUAUAAAAUAUAUUUUGAUUUGUUUAACACUUUUUUGGUUAAUACGUGAUUCCAUAUGUGUUACUUCAUAGUUUUGAUGUCUUCACUAUUAUUCUAAAAUGUAGAAAAUAGUAAAAAUAAAGAAAAAGCAGCUAGGUGUGUCCAAACCUUUGACCCGUAGUGUGUAUAUACUGUAUAUUAACUCCAUUCUAGAUAGAACAACAGUAUGUUACUGUGUGUAUUCCUAAUCAGGGUAAUUGAAGCAAGUAAGUAUAUUGAGUUUUUGAGUUGACACCUAGCCUCCUCCUCCUCUCCUCUCCUCCUCCCUCUCCUCUCCUCCGCCUCCUCCUCCCUCCCUCUCCUCUCCUCUCUCUCCUCUCCUCUCCCUCUCACUCUCGCUCGGUCCGCUCCUCUCCUCUCCUCCCUCCUCCUCCUCCCUCUCCGCUCCUCCUCCUCUCCUCCUCCUCUCCUCCUCUUCUCCUGUCCCUCCCUCUCGCUCCUCCUCCUCCCUCUCCGCUCCUCCCCCCUCCUCCUCCUCUCCCUCUCUCUCCCUCCUCCUGCCCUCCUCCCCUCCCUCUCCUCUCCUCCUCCAUCCUCUCCUCUCUCCUCCUCUCCUCUCCUCCUCCUCCUCCUCCCUCCUCCCUCUCCCUCUCCUCCUCCUCCUCCUCCUCCUCCUCCCCCUCCGCACCUCCUCCUCCUCCCUCCCUCCCUCCUCCUCCUACUCGUCCCUUGCUCCACUCUCCUCUCCCUCCGCCUCCUCCUCCUCCUCCCCGCUCCUCUCCUCCCCUUUCCCGCCCCCCCUCCCCUCCUCCUCCGUCCUCCCUCCCCCCCUUCCCCCUUCUCCCCCCCCCUCCUCCUCCUCCUCCUCCCUCCUCCUCCUCUCCCCUCCCCCCUCCUCCCCUCCUUCCCCUCCUCCCCUCCCCCCCCCUCCCCUCUCCCCCUCCCCUCCCCCCUCCCCCCUCCCCCUCCUCCUCCUACCUUCCCCCCUCCCCCUCCCCCGCCCCUCCCCCCCUCCUCCCCUCCCCUCUCCUCCUCCUCCCCUCCCCCCUCCCUCUCCCCCUCCUCCUCUUUCCUCCUCCCUCUCCUCUUCCCUCCCUCCUCCCCCCCCCCUUUCCCCCCUUCCCCCCCCCCCCCCCUCUCCCCCCUCCCCCUCCUCCCCCCUCCCUCUCCCCCGUCCCCCUCCCUUCCCCUUUCCCUCUCCUCUUCCCCCCCCUCCCCCUUCCUCCUUCCUUUUUUCCCCCCCCGCCUCCUCCCCCCUCCUCCCUCCCCUCCCCUCCCUCCCCGUACGCCCUCCCUCCUCCUCCCCUCCUCCUCUCCUCCUCUCCACCUCCUCCUCCCUCUCUCCCCAGGUAUAGUAGGCAGUAAUAAGACUGUACUGAAGUACAUGACAACAACUAUCUUCCUGUACAUUGCUAUCCUCCUCCCUGCCAUCGCUUUCGGCUCACUCAACGAUGAGAGAACACGGGGAGAGAUUGGUAUACACGGCCACGGACUCGGACACACGCAAACACACACGUUAUGUGGCUGAGCGAUAAGGAGAAACUAAAAUUGAUUUUUGUGUAUUUCCGUUUGCAGAAUAUUUAGAUGAAGCUUUAUUUUUUAAAUAGAUUAUUUUUCUAUUUAGAUUAUUUGUUGUUAUUCUGUCUCUCACUGUUCAAAUAAACCUACCAUUAAAAUUAUAGACUGAUCAUGUCUUUGUCAGUGGGCAAACGUACAAAAUCAGCAGGGGAUCAAAUACUUUUUAUUUUUCCCUCACUGUAUGUAUGUGUGUAUAUAUACAGUGUAUAUGUAUGUAUGUACAGUGGGGAGAACAAGUAUUUGAUACACUGCCGAUUUUGCAGGUUUUCCUACUUACAAAGCAUGUAGAGGUCUGUAAUUUUUAUCAUAGGUACACUUCAACUGUGAGACGGAAUCUAAAACAAAAAUCCAGAAAAUCACAUUGUAUGAUUUUUAAGUAAUUAAUUUGCAUUUUAUUGCAUGACAUAAGUAUUUGAUACAUCAGAAAAGCAGAACUUAAUAUUUGGUACAGAAACCUUUCUUUGCAAUUACAGAGCUCAUACGUUUUCUGUAGGUCUUGACCAGGUUUGCACACACUGCAGAAGGGAUUUUGGCCCACUCCUCAUUUACAUUUACAUUUACAUACAUUUUAGUCAUUUAGCAGACGCUCUUAUCCAGAGCGACUUACAGUUAGUGAGUACAUACAUCAUUUUUUUUAUACUGGCCCCCCAUGGGAAUCAAACCCACAACCCUGGCAUUGCAAACACCAUGCUCUACCAAUUGAGCUACAUCCCUGCCGGUCAUUCCCUCCCCUACCCUGGACGACGCUGAGCCAAUUGUGCGCCGCCCCAUGGGUCUCCCGGUCGCGGCUGGCUACGACAGAGCCUGGAUUCGAACCAGGAUCUCUAGUGGCACAGCUAGCACUGCGAUGCAGUGCCUUAGACCACUGCGCCACUCGGGAGACAUACAGACCUCCAUACAGACCUUCUCCAGAUCCUUCAGGUUUCGGGGCUGUCGCUGGGCAAUACGGACUUUCAGCUCCCUCCAAAGAUUUUCUAUUGGUUUCAGGUCUGGAGACUGGCUAGGCCACUCCAGGACCUUGAGAUGCUUCUUACGGAGCCAAUCCUUAGUUGCCCUGGCUGUGUGUUUCGGAUCGUUGUCAUGCUGGAAGACCCAGUCACGACCCAUCUUCAAUGCUCUUACUGAGGGAAGGAGGUUGUUGGCCAAGAUCUCGCGAUACAUGGCCCCAUCCAUCCUCCCCUCAAUAUGGUGCAGUCGUCCUGUCCCCUUUGCAGAAAAGCAUCCCCAAAGAAUGAUGUUUCCACCUCCAUGCUUCACGGUUGGGAUGGUGUUCUUGGGGUUGUACUCAUCCUUCUUCUUCCUUCAAACACGGCGAGUGGAGUUUAGACCAAAAAGCUCUAUUUUUGUCUCAUCAGACCACAUGACCUUCUCCCAUUCCUCUUCUGGAUCAUCCAGAUGGUCAUUGGCAAACUUCAGACGGGCCUGGACAUGCGCUGGCUUGAGCAGGGGGACCUUGCGUGCGCUGCAGGAUUUUAAUCCAUGACGGCGUAGUGUGUUACUAAUGGUUUUCUUUGAGACUGUGGUCCCAGCUCUCUUCAGGUCAUUGACCAGGUCCUGCCGUGUAGUUCUGGGCUGAUCCCUCACCUUCCUCAUGAUCAUUGAUGCCCCACGAGGUGAGAUCUUGCAUGGAGCCCCAGACCGAGGGUGAUUGACCGUCAUCUUGAACUUCUUCAAUUUUCUAAUAAUUGCGCCAACAGUUGUUGCCUUCUCACCAAGCUGCUUGCCUAUUGUCCUGUAGCCCAUCCCAGCCUUGUGCAGGUCUACAAUUUUAUCCCUGAUGUCCUUACACAGCUCUCUGGUCUUGGCCAUUGUGGAGAGGUUGGAGUCUGUUUGAUUGAGUGUGUGGACAGGUGUCUUUUAUACAGGUAACGAGUUCAAGCAGGUGCAGUUAAUACAGGUAAUGAGUGGAGAACAGGAGGGCUUCUUAAAGAAAAACUAACAGGUCUGUGAGAGCCGGAAUUCUUACUGGUUGGUAGGUGAUCAAAUACUUAUGUCAUGCAAUAAAAUGCAAAAUUAAUUACUUAAAAAUCAUACAAUGUGAUUUUCUGGAUUUUUGUUUUAGAUUCAGUCUCUCACAGUUGAAGUGUACCUAUGAUAAAAAUUACAGACCUCUACAUGCUUUGUAAGUAGGAAAACCUGCAAAAUACUUGUUCUCCCCACUGUAUGUAUGUAUGUAUGUAUGUAUGUAUGUAUGUAUGUAUGUAUAUAUACAGUGUGUAUGUACAGUUGAAGUCGGAAGUUUACGUACACCUUAGCCAAAUACAUUUUAACUCAGUUUUUCACAAUUCCUGACAUUUAAUCCUAGUAAAAUACCCUGUCUUAUGUCAGUUAGGAUCACCACUUUAUUCUAAGAAUGUGAAAUGUCAGAAUAAUAGUAGAGAGAAUGAUUUAUUUCAGCUUUUAUUUCUUUCAUCACAUUCCCAGUGGGUCAGAAGUUUACAUACACUCAAUUAGUAUUUGGUAGCAUUGCCUUUAAAUUGUUUAACUUACAUCAAACAUUUCGGGUAGCCUUCCACAAGCUUCCUACAAUAGGUUUGGUGAAUUUUGGCCCAUUCCACCUUACAGAGCUGGUGUAACUGAGUCAGGAUUGUAGGCCUCCUUGCUCGCACAUGCUUUUUCAGUUCUGCCAACAAAUUUUCUAUAGAAUUGAGGUCAGGGUUUUGUGAUGGCCACUCCAAUACCUUGACUUUGUUGUCCUUAAGCCAUUUUGCCACAACUUUGGAAGUAUGCUUGGGGUCAUUGUCGAUUUGGAAGACCCAUUUGCGACCAAGCUUUAACUUUCUGACUGAUGUCUUGAGAUGUUGCUUCAAUAUAUCCACAUAAUUUUCCUUCCUCAUGAUGCCAUCUAUUUUGUGAAGUGCACCAGUCCCUCCUGCAGCAAAGCACCCCCACAGCAUGAUGCUGCCACCUCCGUGCUUCACGGUUUGGAUGGUGUUCUUCGGCUUGUAAGCAGCCCCCUUUUUCCUCCAAACAUAACGACGGUCAUUAUUGCCAAACAGUUCUAUUUUUGUUUCAUCAGACCAGAGGACAUUUCUCCAAAAAGUACGAUCUUUGUCCCCAUGUGCAGUUGCAAACCGUAGUCUGGCUUUUUUAUGGCGGUUUUGGAGCAGUGGCUUCUUCCUUACUGAGCGACUUUUCAGGUUAUUUCGAUAUAGGACUCCUUUUACUGUGGAUAUAGAUACUUUGUACCUGUUUCCUCCAGCAUCUUCACAAGGUCCUUUGCUGUUGUUCUGGGAUUGAUUUGCACUUUUCGCACCAAAGUUCAUUCAUCUCUAGGAGACAGAACGCGUCUCCUUCCUCCUCCUUCCUGAGCGGUAUGACGGCUGCGUGGUCCCAUGGUGUUUAUACUUGCGUACUAUUGUUUGUACAGAUGAAUGUGGUACCAUCAGGUGUUUGGAAAUUGAUCCCAAGGAUGAACCAGACUUGUGGAGGUCUACAAUUUCUUUUCUGAGGUCUUGGCUGAUAUCUUUUGAUUUUCCCAUGAUGUCAAGCAAAGAGGCACUGAGUUUGAAGGUAGGCCUUGAAAUACAUCCACAGGUACACCUUCAAUUGACUCAAAUGAUGUCAAUUAGCCUAUCAGAAGCUUCUAAAGCCAUGACAUCAUUUUCUGGAAUUUUCCAAGCUGUUUAAAGGCACAGUCAACUUAGUGUAUGUAAACUUCUGACCCAAUGGAAUUGUGAUACAGUGAAUUAUAAGUGAAAUAAUCUGUCUGUAAACAAUUGUUGGAAAAAUUACUUGUGUCAUGCACAAAGUAGAUGUCCUAACUGACUUGCCAAUACUAUAGUUUGUUAACAAGAAAUUUGUGGAGUGGUUGAAAAACGAGUUUUAAUGACUCCAACCUCAGUGUAUGUAAACUUCAACUGUAUGUAUGUGUAUAUAAAAUGUAUAUAUACAGUAUGUAACUCCUGAGUGGCGCAGUGGUCUAAGGCACUGCAUCGCAGUGCUAACUGUGCCACUAAAUCCUGGUUCGAAUCCAGGCUCUGUCGUAGCCGGCCGCGACCGGGAGACCCAUGGGGCGGCGCACAAUUGGCCCAGCGUCGUCCAGGGUAGGGGAGGGAAUGGCCGGCAGGGAUGUAGCUCAGUUGAUAGAGCAUGGCGUUUGCAACGCCAGGGUUGUGGGUUCGAUUCCCAGGGGGGGCCAGUAUAAAAAAAAUAUAUAUAUAUAUGUAUUCUCUAACUGUAAGUUGCUCUGGAUAAGAGCGUCUGCUAAAUUACGUAAAUGUAAUGUAUAUUAUUUUACUGCUCUAGGGAUAUAAUUAUUGUUUGGAUAACCUUAUUUACUGUUAUGUAUUGAUUUUCACUUUACAUUUUUUCACUCUUUAUGCGAUUCACAAUGCAAAGAACACCAGAAGAAGAAUGAUCAUUUAAUUACCACAGUGAAUUAUUGUACCGUUUGUUUUUUGUGUCAAUUAAUCCCAUAAGGGAUGGGUUGCCAAUUUGGCGAUUUGACACAAAAAAAUAAAAUAAACAUUAAUUAAUUCAAUUCAAUUAUUUAAUUAAUUAAUUCACACAAACACACACACACACCUGACUCUGUAUGUGUCUUUUCAGAUGUCCAGAAGACCAUUAUCGGCCAAAGUAUAGGAGGAAUAAUCUAUUCUCUUUUCGCUGGGUCACCGUUGGUAAUCCCUUUGACCACGGCUCCACUGGCCAUCUUCAUCAGUGGUAGGUCUCUCUCCUCUUCUUCAUCAGUGGUAGGUCUCUCUCCUCUUCAUCAGCGGUAGGUCUCUCUCUCGUCUUCAUCAGUGGUAGGUCUCUCUCCUCUUCUUCAUCAGCGGUAGGUCGCUCUCCUCUUCAUCAGCGGUAGGUCUCUCUCCUCUUCAUCAGCGGUAGGUCUCUCUCUCCUCUUCAUCAGUGGUAGGUCUCUCUCUCCUCUUCAUCAGUGGUAGGUCUCUCUCUCCUCUUCAUCAGCGGUAGGUCUCUCUCCUCUUCAUCAGCGGUAGGUCUCUCUCUCCUCUUCAUCAGCGGUAGGUCUCUCUCUCCUCUUCUUCAUCAGUUGUAGGUCUCUCUCCUCUUCUUCAUCAGCGGUAGGUCUCUCUCUCCUCUUCUUCAUCAGUGGUAGGUCUCUCUCUCCUCUUCUUCAUCAGCGGUAGGUCUCUCUCUCCUCUUCAUCAGUGGUAGGUCGCUCUCCUCUUCAUCAGUGGUAGGUCUCUCUCUCCUCUUCUUCAUCAGCGGUAGGUCUCUCUCCUCUUCAUCAGCAGUAGGUCUCUCUCUCCUCUUCAUCAGCGGUAGGUCUCUCUCUCCUCUUCUUCAUCAGCGGUAGGUCUCUCUCUCCUCUUCAUCAGUGGUAGGUCUCUCUCUCCUCUUGUUCAUCAGCGGUAGGUCUCUCUCCUCCUCUUCAUCAGCGGUAGGUCUCUCUCUCCUCUUCCUCAUCAGCGGUAGGUCUCUCUCCUCUUCUUCAUCACAAUGAAUAAUUAAUUAACUAAUUUAGUUACUGUAGCACUUUUCCAAUUGCUCAAAGCGCUUUACAUAGUAAGGGGGAAACUGGCUUCUUCCACCACCAAUGUGUAGGUAUAUUGUGGUAGGUCUUUCUCCUCUUCUUCAUCAGUGUUAGGUCUCUUUCUGAGCCUUAUAUCCUGUAUAUAUGUCUCUGUCUGCCCUGUACUUCUCCGUCUGCCCUCUACCUCUCUGUCUGCCCUCUACCUCUCUGUCUGCCCUCUACCUCUCUGUCUGCCCUCUACCUCUCUGUCUGCCCUCUACCUCUCUGUCUGCCCUGUACGUCUCUGUCUGCCCUCUACCUAGCCGUCUACCCUCUCUGUCUGCCCUCUACCUAGUUGUCUGCCCUCCGUCUGCCCUCUACCUCUCUGUCUGCCCCUCUCCGUCUGCCCUCUACCUCUCUGUCUGCCCUCUACCUCUCUGUCUGCCCUCUACCUCGCUGUCUGCCCUCCACCUCGCUGUCUGCCGUCCACCUCUCCAUCUGCCCUCCACCUCUCCGUCUGCCCUCCACUUCUCCGUCUGCCCUCCACUUCUCCGUCUGCCCUCCACCUCUCCAUCUGCCCUCCACCUCUCUGUCUGCCCUCCACCUCUCUGUCUGCCCUCUACCUCUCUGUCUGCCCUCUACUUCUGUCUGCCCUCUACUUCUGUCUGCCCUCUACUUCUGUCUGCCCUCUACCUCUCUGUCUGCCCUCUACCUCUCUGUCUGCCCUCUACCUCUCUGUCUGCCCUCUACCUCUCUGUCUGCCCUCUACCUCUCUGUCUGCCCUGUACGUCUCUGUCUGCCCUCUACCUAGCCGUCUACCCUCUCUGUCUGCCCUCUACCUAGUUGUCUGCCCUCCGUCUGCCCUCUACCUCUCUGUCUGCCCCUCUCCGUCUGCCCUCUACCUCUCUGUCUGCCCUCUACCUCUCUGUCUGCCCUCUACCUCGCUGUCUGCCCUCCACCUCGCUGUCUGCCCUCCACCUCUCCAUCUGCCCUCCACCUCUCCGUCUGCCCUCCACUUCUCCGUCUGCCCUCCACUUCUCCGUCUGCCCUCCACCUCUCCAUCUGCCCUCCACCUCUCCGUCUGCCCUCCACCUCUCUGUCUGCCCUCUACCUCUCUGUCUGCCCUCUACUUCUGUCUGCCCUCUACUUCUGUCUGCCCUCUACUUCUGUCUGCCCUCUACUUCUGUCUGCCCUCCACCUCGCUGUCUGCCCUCCACCUCGCUGUCUGCCCUCCACCUCUCCGUCUGCCCUCCACCUCUACGUCUGCCCUCCACCUCUCCGUCUGCCCUCCACCUCUCCAUCUGUCCUCCACCCCGCUGUCUGCCCUCCACCUCUCCAUCUGUCCUCCACCCCGCUGUCUGCCCUCCACCUCUCCGUCUGCCCUCCACCCCGCUGUCUGCCCUCCACCUCUCCAUCUGUCCUCCACCCCGCUGUCUGCCCUCCACCUCUCCAUCUGUCCUCUACCUCUCCGUCUGCCCUCCACCUCUCCAUCUGCCCUCCACCUCUCCAUCUGUCCUCCACCCCGCUGUCUGCCCUCCACCUCUCCAUCUGUCCUCUACCUCUUCUCCGGACAGACACAUCUCCACUGCAGCACAAUAAAGUUAUCUCCACUUUUUGAAGUUUCUCCACCGUUGGAUGAUUUCGAGAAUUAAGUGUUUUCCCAGGGAGCCAGCAGACCAGACAGAGAGAGAGAGAGACAUACAGAUGGAUGGACAGAGAGACAGACGGUCAGACCGAGUCUACCACUCUCCUGGUUCUCAGGCUCUGUCUCUUGUUGGACCCCACUAACGUUCCAAUGUUUUAUUUACACAUAUCUGUCUAUAAUGAGUUAAGUUGUUUGGAAUAGAAAUCAUUCUGCCGGCUUGAGGCUGAGGAAUGGAGCAACAUUAACGUCUGUUUUAAUAUAUGAUUUGUUUAGAGGCUGUCUGAUGUCAUUCCAUCUGACUGAGCUGUUCUGUGGGUCUAAUAGUGUGUGUGUGUGUGUGUGUGUGUGUGUGUGUGUGUGUGUGUGUGUGUGUGUGUGUGUGUGUGUGUGUGUGUGUGUGUGUGUGUGUGUGUGUGUGUGUGUGUGUGUGUGUGUGUGUGUGUGUGUGUGUGUCUGUCUGUCUGUCUGUCUGUCUGUCUGUCUGUCUGUCUGUCUGUCUGUCUGUCUGUCUGUCUGUCUGUCUGUCUGUCUGUCUGUCUGUCUGUCUGUCUGUCUGUCUGUCUGUCUGUCUGUCUGUCUGUCUGUCUGUCUGUCUGUCUGUCUGUCUGUCUGUCUGUCUGUCUGUCUGUCUGUCUGUCUGUCUGUCUGUCUGUCUGUCUGUCUGUCUGUCUGUCUGUCUGUCUGUCUGUCUGUCUGUCUGUCUGUCUGUCUGUCUGUCUGUCAGACUAUUAUCCUGAGACUGUCUGGUGGUAAAACAGUUGUUUGUCUGAGGAAACCCACGUGUGGUUUGUUUGUGUAAUCUAAAUACACAUCAGCUGUUGUUCUGGUUGUUUUGCUGUUCAAAUGAAGUCGUCAGGUUUUGUUCCUGUAUAAUGUUGGUAAAACUAGAGUGAGUUUCGUCUUCCAUCACCAGCCUGCGGUUGGUCUCAAGGCUAGCGCUGCCGCCUGCAGACGUGGCAUACAAGUCAAAUCCUACUGUAGUCCUACCACUCUCUUCAACUCACGUCACUUCACUUUCCUGUCUGGCUUUCCUGUCUGGCUUUCCUGUCUAGUCUCGGGUAUAUCCCCGACCGUGGUGCGACGUAAGCCGGAGCAUUGAUACAUUGCCGGAAGCAAACUGUCUGUCUAUCAAGGUUAGGGACAUUGGCCAGCAACUGCUUGAACAAACAACUUUAACCGUUAAACUGCUCAUUGGGUGUUGCACUGCAGCUGCCCGCUAGAGGGCUCUUCAACGAAUGUGUGUAUAUCAGAGGGUUUGGGUACAGCAGAAGACGUCUUUCUGUCUGGACUAAUAAAGUAUUCCAUCUCCAUGAUCAUUAACGAAUAGAAUUCUCUGUGUGUCUACAGUGAUCCGUUGUAUCUGUGAUGACUAUGACCUGGACUUCCCAGCGUUCUACGCCUGCAUCGGUCUCUGGAACUCCGUCUUCCUCAUCCUGGGAGGCAUCUUCAAUGUCUCUCUGCUCAUGAAGCUGUUCAAAAGGUGCUCUAUAUGAACUGAAUAUUAUAGUAAAUACUGUAUGCACCAUAUUUGUACUGUUUAUGUGUGACUAUAAGUAAGUAAGUAAUCAACGAGGGACUAUGCGUUCUAUGGAAAAUAAUGAACGACGUGGAAGAUGCGUUCCAAAACGUGCUAGCAGAGAACUGACCAUCCACGGAGUUGGAGAACGCAUAGAGCCCCGAGUUGGAGAACGCAUAGAGCCCCGAGUUGGAGAACGCAUAGAGCCCCGAGUUGGAGAACACAUAGAGCCCCGAGUUGGAGAACGCAUAGAGCCCCGAGUUGGAGAACACAUAGAGCCCCGAGUUGGAGAACACAUAGAGCCCCGAGUUGGAGAACACAUAGAGCCCCGAGUUGGAGAACGCAUAGAGCCCCGAGUUGGAGAACACAUAGAGCCCCGGGGUUGGAGAACACAUAGAGCCCCGAGUUGGAGAACGCAUAGAGCCCCGAGUUGGAGAACACAUAGAGCCCCGAGUUGGAGAACACAUAGAGCCCCGAGUUGGAGAACGCAUAGAGCCCCGAGUUGGAGAACGCAUAGAGCCCCGAGUUGGAGAACACAUAGAGCCCCGAGUUGGAGAACACAUAGAGCCCCGAGUUGGAGAACGCAUAGAGCCCCGAGUUGGAGAACACAUAGAGCCCCGAGUUGGAGAACACAUAGAGCCCCGAGUUGGAGAACACAUAGAGCCCCGAGAUGGAGAACGCAUAGAGCCCCGAGUUGAUUAUCCCUUCUAUACCAUGGCUAUAAUUUAACACAUAUGCCGCUAGAAAUGUGUUCAUUUACCUCUAGAAAUGUGUUCAUUUACCUCUAGAAAUGUGUUCAACAUCCACUGAAGUAGCUAGCAAGUGUAGCAGAUAGCUACAGUAGUUACUGUGGUAACAAAACAAACAGACUUGCUAGUUUAGCUAACCAAACCAUCAGUCCUAGCUUGGCAUUGUUGAAUUGGAUUUUCAUAAUACCAAUAAUGUUUUCAAAUUCAACUUUUGCUUUCAAAAGCAGCUCAAACAUAGAACAUGUAAGAAUGAACUAUAGCCGUGGUAUAUUGGUCAUACACCACACCCCCUCGGGCCUUACUGCUUAAACAAUGCACGCUCUAGAAUGCCCUUCAAGCCAAUCAGAAACAUGUAUUCAACAAUGCCAUGGUAUAAUGUACAGUAACAUCUACAAUGUUUCCCUGAUCAUGAGGCUGUUUUAAAGGUCUGGGUCACCUACACAUGGACUGGAUAUGCGGUACAUGCCAUCAUUUCACUGUCUGUGUUGUUGUCCCCCACCAAGAAAUCGGGGCGGGGACUGUGGAUCUGUCUCUGUACGUUAGUCACUCAGACAGCACUGUUUAGAAAACUCGGUUGAAUGAUGAAUCUUGCCAUAUCGAUCCAGCAUUUACAGAACUACACCAAUUGACCCAAGGCUGGAGCUAUGGUAGUGAUAUGAAAUGUGUUAGUCAAACGCGAUAUCUCAGUUGGCCCAAGGGAGGUGCUGUAUCAUUGGUUGGGGGACGACGUGUUUAUGGUUGUUGCUCUUGUUGUGUCCCAGGUCAACAGAGGAGGUCAUAGCUCUGUUCAUCUCUAUAGCCUUCGUAGUGGACGCUCUGAAAGGAACCAUCACAAGUAAGGAGGGGGACAAUGUACAACUCCCUCAACUCAACCUGUAGACCAUACUGAUGAUUAUAUACCAUGCUGAUGAUUAUAUACCAUACUGAUGAUUAUAUACCAUACUGAUGAUUAUAUACCAUACUGAUGAUUAUAUACCAUACUGAUGAUUAUAUACCAUACUGAUGAUUAUAUACCAUAUUGAUGAUUAUAUACCAUACUGAUGAUUAUAUACCAUACUGAUGAUUAUAUACCAUAUUGAUGAUUAUAUACCAUACUGAUGAUUAUAGACCAUACUGAUGAUUAUAUACCAUAUUGAUGAUUAUAUACCAUACUGAUGAUUAUAUACCAUACUGAUGAUUAUAUACCAUACUGAUGAUUAUAUACCAUACAGACCAUACUGAUGAUUAUAUACUAUACUGAUGAUUAUAUACCAUAUUGAUGAUUAUAUACCAUACUGAUGAUUAUAUACCAUACUGAUGAUUAUAGACCAUACUGAUGAUUAUAUACCAUACUGAUGAUUAUAUACCAUAUUGAUGAUUAUAUACCAUACUGAUGAUUAUAUACCAUACUGAUGAUUAUAUACCAUACAGACCAUACUGAUGAUUAUAUACCAUACUGAUGAUUAUAUACCAUACAGACCAUAUUGAUGAUUAUAUACCAUACUGAUGAUUAUAUACCAUACUGAUGAUUAUAUACCAUACAGACCAUACUGAUGAUUAUAUACCAUACUGAUGAUUAUAUACCAUACAGACCAUACUGAUGAUUAUAUACCAUACUGAUGAUUAUAUACCAUACAGACCAUACUGAUGAUUAUAUACCAUACAGACCAUACUGAUGAUUAUAUACCAUACUGAUGAUUAUAUACCAUACAGACCAUAUUGAUGAUUAUAUACCAUACUGAUGAUUAUAUACCAUAUUGAUGAUUAUAUACCAUACAGACCAUACUGAUGAUUAUAUACCAUACUGAUGAUUAUAUACCAUACAGACCAUAUUAAUGAUUAUAUAACAUACUGAUGAUUAUAUACCAUACUGAUGAUUAUAUACCAUACAGACCAUACUGAUGAUUAUAUACCAUACAGACCAUACUGAUGAUUAUAUACCAUACAGACCAUACUGAUGAUUAUAUACCAUACAGACCAUACUGAUGAUUAUAUACCAUACAGACCAUACUGAUGAUUAUAUAUCAUACAGACCAUACUGAUGAGUAUAUACCAUACAGACCAUACUGAUGAUUAUAGAUCAUACUGAUGAUUAUAUACCAUAGUGAUGAUUAUAUACCAUACAGACCAUACUGAUGAUUAUAGAUCAUACUGAUGAUUAUAUACCAUACUGAUGAUUAUAUACCAUACAGACCAUACUGAUGAUUAUAUACCAUACAGACCAUACUGAUGAUUAUAUACCAUACUGAUGAUUAUAUACCACAUAGACCAUACUGAUGAUUAUAUACCAUACUGAUGAUUAUAUACCAUACAGACCAUACUGAUGAUUAUAUACCAUACAGACCAUACUGAUGAUUAUAUACCAUACUGAUGAUUAUAUACCAUACAGACCAUACUGAUGAUUAUAUACCAUACUGAUGAUUAUAUACCAUACAGACCAUACUGAUGAUUAUAUACCAUACAGACCAUACUGAUGAUUAUAGAUCAUACUGAUGAUUAUAUACCAUACUGAUGAUUAUAUACCAUACAGACCAUACUGAUGAUUAUAUACCAUACAGACCAUACUGAUGAUUAUAUACCAUACUGAUGAUUAUAUACCAUAUAGACCAUACUGGUGAUUAUAUACCAUACAGACAAUUUACAUUAUUAUAUACCAUUUUAUUUAAGUAGGCUACCAUGCCUUUGUUGUCAUGGAGAUGAUCCAACUUGAUAUGUUGAAUUGAUGAUAAUUACUCCCUGUUGUGUCUCCUCCCUCCAGUCUUCCAUAAAUACUACCACGCCUCGACGCUGACCAAUGGAAGUGGUGAGGCGUUGCUAUGGCUACAGGAGCAGUGGGGUGUGACCCUACUGGGGGGUAAUGGGACGGGGGCGGGGGGAGCAGAAGGAGGAGGGGUGGGGGGAUUCAGCUCCAGCUCUCUCCCUCUGCCUGACUCCUUCAUCCAGUCUACCAGGGAGAGACCAGUCCUGUGUCUGCUGCUAAUGCUGGGAACCCUGUGGCUGGGCUACACCCUCUACCAGUUUAAACAC